Trichoplax adhaerens is the source of this 474-nucleotide messenger RNA. RefSeq lists its product as uncharacterized. The record is from RefSeq and is a predicted model, not a curated record. The transcript has 6 exons. Gene Ontology annotation, molecular function: dUTP diphosphatase activity; magnesium ion binding. Bases 1 to 474 code for a protein of 157 amino acids. Lineage: Eukaryota; Metazoa; Placozoa; Uniplacotomia; Trichoplacea; Trichoplacidae. Gene Ontology annotation, biological process: dUMP biosynthetic process; dUTP catabolic process.
AUGUCUGAAAAAUUAGAUAACCACUCGAACGGAACCAGUCAGCCUGAAAUUACCUUAAGGUUUAAAAAGUUAUCGGAGAAUGCUACUGCACCGAAGCGUGGCUCCGCUCAAGCGGCGGGUUAUGAUCUUUACAGUGCAGAGCAAAGCGUAAUUCCACCUCAUGGGAAGGCUGUCAUUAAGACCGAUAUCGCAAUUGCUGUACCUGCUGGCUGUUAUGGAAGAGUAGCACCACGUUCCGGACUCGCCGUCAAGAAGCAUAUUGAUGUUGGCGCUGGUGUAAUUGACCAGGAUUAUAGGGGCAAUGUCGGAGUUGUGUUAUUUAAUCAUGGAAAAGAAGAGUUUUCAGUGAGCAAGGGUGAACGAAUCGCUCAAUUAAUAUUAGAAAGAAUACUUAUUGCCCCUCUGGAAGAGUGUGAGGAUCUAGACGAAACAGAUCGAGGUGCUGGUGGUUUUGGUUCUACUGGCUCUAAGUAA